CCCUCGCCUCACUGCUAUCAAGUCUUUCUCUUCUCAACAACACCAGUCUCUGCCUUUGUAAACUUGAAUUUCAAUUGCAUUCCGAGAGAUAAUUCGCGGAUAGGCAUUUUUACCUUGGGAACUCAACAAACAAUUCAUGGUUGAAGUGUUAAGCUGUAUUUGAAGACUCGCAUUCGGUGUUCCUGUUUUGAAGAAUGGCUUUCAUGGGAAGUGGAAAUUAUAGAAAUGGGACUCACAAAAACUCUCUCAAGUCUCUCUCGCUAAACUCUAACCUGAACUCUAACUCUAGACCUGCAGUCAAAUCCAAGUCAUUGCCGCCUUCUGGAAUCCGCAAGAGUAGCUCUUCCUUGCUCGCCGGUGCCACUGGAGCUGCUAAAGAUGAUGCAGGCGUUCCUGGAAGGGUUCGAGUGGCUGUAAGAUUGCGGCCCCGUAAUGCAGAGGAACUGGCAGCAGAUGCUGACUUUGCUGAUUGCGUAGAGUUACUGCCAGAGCUUAAAAGAUUGAAGCUUCGAAAAAAUAAUUGGGAUUCUGAUACCUAUGAGUUCGAUGAAGUGCUCACUGAGUUUGCAUCGCAAAAACGUGUUUACGAAGUUGUUGCUAAGCCUGUUGUGGAGAGUGUUCUGGAUGGUUAUAAUGGGACAGUCAUGGCAUAUGGGCAGACUGGUACUGGUAAAACAUAUACACUUGGACGGCUUGGAGAGGAGGAUACCGCUGACCGUGGGAUAAUGGUGCGUGCUAUGGAAGAUAUUUUGGCAGAUGUUUCUUUGGAGACUGAUUCUCUCUUUGUCUCCUACUUGCAGCUUUAUAUGGAGACCAUACAGGACCUUCUUAAUCCUUCUAAUGAUAAUAUUACUAUUGUGGAAGACCCAAAAACUGGAGAUGUGUCAGUACCUGGGGCUACAAUGGUUGAGAUUAGAGACCAGCAAACUUUUGUUGAGCUCUUAAGGUUGGGAGAAGCUCAUCGCUUUGCUGCAAACACAAAACUGAAUACUGAAUCUUCUCGCAGUCAUGCUAUUCUAAUGGUACAUGUAAAGAGAUCAGUCAAGGGAAGAGAUUCAGCUCUUUCAAGUGAAAAUGGUGGCAGCUCCCACAUGGUUAGAACUCUUAAGCCCCCUGUUGUUCGGAAGGGCAAGCUGGUUGUAGUAGAUCUUGCUGGUUCAGAGCGGAUUGAUAAAUCAGGGAGUGAAGGACAUACCCUAGAGGAAGCCAAAUCUAUCAAUCUGUCUUUGAGUGCAUUAGGGAAGUGCAUUAAUGCAUUGGCAGAGAAUAGUGCUCAUGUUCCAGUUCGUGAUUCGAAGCUUACUAGAUUGCUUCGUGAUUCAUUUGGAGGCACAGCGAGAACAUCGUUGGUGAUUACUAUUGGUCCAUCUCCACGUCAUCGAGGAGAGACAGCUAGCACUAUAAUGUUUGGGCAGAGGGCCAUGAGGGUGGAAAAUAUGCUGAAAUUAAAAGAAGAAUUUGAUUAUAAAAGUUUGUCUAGAAGGCUAGACAUACAGUUAGACAAACUCAUUGCAGAGAAUGAAAGGCAGAAGAAAGUGUUUGAUGAUGAAAUUGAAAGAAUAAACUUAGAAGCAGAAAAACGGAUUGCUGAGGCUGAAAGAAACUAUGCGGAUGCUCUAGAAAAGGAAAGAUUGAGAUAUCAGAAAGAUUACAUGGAAUCGAUAAAGAAGCUUGAAGAAAAAUGGGUGAUGAAUCAGCAGAAACUGGGCAGUGAAGUUGGAUACAAAGAUGAUAGUCCAGAUAUGUCAUCUAACGGGAAGGGGACUACAGUUUCUGUGAAUAGGGAAAUUACAGAAGUGAAAAAGCUGCUUCAAGAAGAAACUGAAUUGAGGAAGGCUGCUCAACAAGAAGUAAAUAAUCUUAAAAGUCAAUUGGCUCAAUGGAAAAAGUCAGAAGCAUCAGGAAAUUCUGAGAUCUUAAAACUUCACAAAAUGUUGGAAGAGGAGGGGCAUAAAAAGGAGAAGCUUGAAAGCGAAAUAGCAACACUACAAAGUCAGUUAUUGCAAUUGAGUUUUGAAGCUGAUGAGGUAUGGUUGUAAGAUCUCCAAACAUGUUUGUUAUAAAUUUCUUGGCACUCUUUUCCAAAUGCUUUGUUUGCUAAUUUUGUUGCAUCUAAAUUAAUAAUCCUCAUGAACUUCUUUCGAUCUUUUCCUUUCCCAUAAUCAUUUAUCUAUGUUCGUUAGUUCAGGGUUCCCUUUUCUGUAUGGUUUUUUAAUCAAAC
Carica papaya (papaya) is the source of this 2221-nucleotide messenger RNA. The record is from RefSeq and is a predicted model, not a curated record. Lineage: Eukaryota; Viridiplantae; Streptophyta; Magnoliopsida; Brassicales; Caricaceae.